Acanthocheilonema viteae is the source of this 636-nucleotide messenger RNA. The record is from the annotation of a GenBank genome assembly. Lineage: Eukaryota; Metazoa; Nematoda; Chromadorea; Rhabditida; Onchocercidae.
AUGAAGUGGAAGGACAUCGAAAUUGGCUUCAUUACAGGGAAACGUGUAAAUGGAAAAAAGGAUGCGGCAACAGCAGCAGGCAUUAUUAUAUCGAUGUCAUCAACAUCAACUACCCCAAUCCGAACCUUCCUCGAUUUAACCGCUGGAGGGAUUUCAAUCGGAAGGCUUACUUUUCAGCUGAGAGAUGACAUUUGUCCAAAGACUUGUGAAAAUUUUCGAGCACUCUGCACCGGUGAAAAGGGAUUUGGCUACAAAGGUUGCCUUUUCUACCGUGUCAUCCCCGGAUUUUGUGCAUGCAGUGGUGACUUCGAAACAAACAAUGCUGACCGAAGUGGUGGACGGUCGAUAUUUGGCGAGAAAUAUUUCGAAGAUGAAAAUUUCAUCCUAAAACACGACAGUCGCGGAGUGCUAUCGAUGGAUAACUAUGGAUGGCCAAAUACCGUCAGUUCACGGUUCUUCAUCACAUUCGACGAGGCUCCGUGGCUGAACGACUAUCAUGUAGCAUUCGGCAAUCUGAUCGAUGGCUUCGAUACAUUGGAUCGCUUGGAGUCCUAUGGUAUUCUGGAGGGAUACGGUGCACAGAAAGGGCGCACCACCGCCACAAUUACCAUUGAGAAUUGUGGUCAAAUGUUGUGA